Molecule: messenger RNA, 6356 nt
Organism: Manduca sexta (tobacco hornworm)
Lineage: Eukaryota; Metazoa; Arthropoda; Insecta; Lepidoptera; Sphingidae
Gene: MED23
Product: mediator of RNA polymerase II transcription subunit 23
Exons: 17
Coding region: 258-4292 (1344 amino acids)
Biological process (GO): positive regulation of gene expression; regulation of transcription by RNA polymerase II
Cellular component (GO): mediator complex; transcription regulator complex
Source: RefSeq, a predicted model, not a curated record
UCAAUCUUAGUAGAUGGGGACACGAUUUAUUUUAAUUGUUUUCAAUGUUUCCAAUUUAGUAUUUAAAACAGUAUUAAUAAUUACUAAAACUACCUGCCAACUAAUUAAUGUAAACAAUUUUUAGGGGCGUGACGCCUGCCAUUUUGAAUUAUGCCUUAUAGUCAAUAGAGUAGAAUUUAUUAUAAACGGUGCCGCGUUGAGUGAUGCUUUAUUGCGAAUAUUAAACAAUUUACGGUUUUGCAUAAAAUAUAGUCUUCAUGAAUCAUAUCGUCGAUAUGGCUGAUACACAAGUAGCUAAUAUAGUUAAUGAUAUAUUGAGAGUGGAAGCCGUAGAGGAAGCAUUUAGUUGUUUCCUAGUCCAUAAACCUGACCAAGAAAAUGAGAGGCUGGCGAUCUAUCAGAAGAAAUUGUCGACCAUCAUGACAACACUUAGUGUAGAGUUACAGGAGUCUGCCAUAAGGCAGUACUUGACUCUCACUGCAGUUUUGACAAACAGAUAUAAAAUGAAACAAUUGCUCACUCUGCUGGAGAAUUUAGUGAACUCAAAUAUACUUCCAGCCCGGAUGCUUUGUGAUUGUAUUCUUACCAAUGAUAAACUUACCUAUCAGAAUGCAGAUUUUUGGAUAGAAUGUUUUAAUUUAAUAAGAAGAGUAAUUGGAGGAGUUGAUUACAAAGGUGUAAGAGAAAUAAUGAAGGGUUGCAGAGAGAAAGCGCACACAUUACCAGUAAGGUUAAACUCUAGUACAAUGCCUCAGUUAAAAGCUCUAUAUAAUGUUAUAGAAUAUAUUUUCGAUCGAAAUGCCUCAUUGCUGCCUGCAUAUUUCAUAGUCACAGAGAUCCAAAAAGAUUAUCCAGACAAUAACCAUUGGCCGCAUUGGCAACUAGCUAAACUUUUAACUAGUUUUAUUGAAAGCUUCAAGCCAUGUGCACAAAUGGUUUCAAUCAUAGGACAUUCAAAUAUGCUACCUGUGGUAGAAUUUUCUGGUUAUGCAGAUCAUCUUGUAAACCCAUGGCGCUUGGAUCCAACAACAUUGAAAUUUUCUUUAAAGGGGAACUUGCCAUAUGAUGAUGAACUCCUUAAACCUCAAAUAGGGUUGUUGAGGCAUGUUCUGCAACAACCCUACUCUAGGGACAUGAUGUGCUCCAUGUUGGGCUUGCAGAAACAACAUAAACAGAGGUGUAUAGCCUUAGAGGAUCAAUUAGUUGAACUAAUGAUAUUGCCCAUGGAAAAGAGUGAACAGGAAAAUGAAGAUGACGAAAUGUCAUCAACACAUUGGUGUUGGUUGCAUUUGUCAUCACAAGUUAUAUAUUUAAUACUCAUUGGGUUUGCAUCUUUUCCCAACAUUGUUAUGGGUCUUCACAACAAGUUAAUUGGGCAUGAUAUGAAGAAGGGACGAGAUCACCUCAUGUGGGUGCUUCUGCAGUUCAUAUCGGGAAGUAUUCAAAGAAACCCAUUGUCAAAUUUCUUACCUAUUAUAAAACUGCAUGAAUUAUUAUACCCCGAAAAAGAACCUCUACCAGUGCCAGACUACACGAAAGCGCAUUGUACACACCAAAUGGCGGUUGUUUGCAUUUGGAUGCACUUGUUGAAAAAGGCUGAAACAGAACAUAAGACAAUUUCCAUGCCACCAAAUCUCAAAGUUCAGUAUGAUUUUUUACAGCAUCUUAUGAGCUCCAACAGCACGCCAACGCUUAUGGGGUCAGAUUAUCGUAUAGCUUUGCUUUGUAAUGCAUAUUCAACAAAUCAAGAAUAUUACGCGAGACCAAUGGGAAUCAUAAUUGAGACUCUGUUUGGAAAUCAAAAAGCUAUGCCAAAUGGAAAUCCAGGCACUCCUCUACCAACUGUUCCCCUAUCAAUGUGCAUUCUAGACAGUUUGACCCUCCACUGUAAAAUGUCGUUGAUUCAUUCGAUCGUGACUCACGUUGCUAAAUUGGCUCAAAAUAAGACCAAUAUUCCAGGCAGUAGUAGCAUGAUGGCACCAGCCCUAGUUGAGACUUAUAGCAGGUUACUUGUAUAUACUGAAAUAGAGUCUUUAGGCAUUAAGGGAUUCAUUAACCAACUACUGCCCAAUGUGUUUAAGUCGCAUGCGUGGGGAAUACUCCACAACCUGCUGGAUAUGUUUUCGUAUCGCAUUCAUCACAUACAGCCACAUUACAGAGUGCAACUUCUGUCUAAUAUACAUUCGCUGGCUGCUUAUCCUCAAGCUAAUCAGACCCAGUUACAAUUGUGUUUCGAGAGCACUGCCCUACGUUUAAUAACGAGCUUGGGGAGUUCCGGUGUCCAACUACAGAUGUCGCGAGUGGUCUCAGAACCGAAAUCACUUGUAUCUUCGGAAAGUGAAGAACUCAACCGUGUACUGGUGCUGACGCUGGCACGCGGCCUCUAUAUGACUGGCGCCGGUAGUGACGGAGCCGCAGUAAAGGAAUUGUUAACGACUAUAAUGACGAACACGCCUCACAUGUGGUCCCAACACACGUUGCAGUGUUUCCCGCCGGUGCUGGUAGAGUUUUUUGAACAGAACCCAGCCCCAAAAGAAAAUAAACAACUUCUUAAGAAGUCAGUCGAGGAAGAGUAUCGCAAGUGGACCUCUAUGGCGAACGAUAACGACAUUAUAACACAUUUCUCCGUCCACGGCACUCCUCCACUCUUUCUAUGCCUUUUAUGGAAGAUGAUAUUUGAAACAAAUAGAAUCAAUCCUAUUGCCUUCAAGAUUUUGGAGCGGAUAGGCGCCAGAGCUCUCUCAGCUCACUUGCGCAAGUUUUGCGACUACCUCGUAUUCGAGGUGACGAACCCCGCCGGCGGCCCGCAUAUCAACAAGUGUGUGGACGCCAUCAACGACAUCAUAUGGAAGUACAACAUAGUCACCAUCGAUAGACUUGUCCUGUGUUUGGUAUUACGUCCUAAUCCAGACGGAAAUGAAAGCCAAGUGUGCCUUUACAUUAUACAGUUACUAUUACUAAAAGGAUCCGAAUUGAGGAACAGAGCACAAGAUUUUGUAAAAGAGAACUCUCCCGAACAUUGGAAACAAAAUAACUGGUAUGAUAAGCAUUUAGCUUUUCACAGAAAGUACCCAGAGAAGUUUGCCCCGGAAGAGGCGAGCAGUGCAUAUGGCGGGCCAAUUCCCGUCUACUUGAGCAAUGUUUGUCUCAGAUUCAUUCCAGUUCUGGACAUAGUGGUGCACAGACAUUUGGAGAUACCGCAAGUGAGCAAGAACUUGGAACAACUGCUCGAGCAUCUCGGAUAUUUAUAUAAAUUUCACGAUCGCCCUAUAACGUUUCUUUACAAUACAUUGCAUUAUUACGAAAGGAAGCUUCGUGAUAAGCCAUUGUUGAAACGGAAACUCGUGAACGCAGUACUAGGUUCUCUGAAAGAUGUUCGUCCGGCUGGCUGGGCUACCACUGACGCGUUCCAGGCGUAUUUAGCAAAGUCCGACGUCGAUGCAACAGCGUGGGUGCCAGACCUCAACUACUACUUAAGUCUGGUUAACAGAAUGGUUGACACGAUGACAGGAACAUCCCAUUUUCCAAAUACAGAUUGGCGAUUCAAUGAAUACCCUAAUCCCUCAGCGCAUUCCCUUUAUGUCACUUGUGUGGAGCUCAUGUCACUUCCAAUUGCACCAAACUUCGUGGGUAAUAGCAUGUUAGACGUUGUCACAAAGGGGUUUGUGGUUAUUCCUGCAACAAAAAUACAGCUUUGGAUUAACGCGAUCGGUCUCGUGAUGGCCGCGCUGCCCGAUCCGUACUGGACGGUGCUGCACGACCGGCUGCUUGACCUGAUCACCGGCAGCGACCUGACGGACUGGCCCUACCCGCACACGCCAUUCCAGCUCUUCAGCCUGACUACCACUAAUGACGCCAUGCUGGAGAACAAAUAUAGCUUGACGCUUGCUCUCGCACAUGCUAUAUGGUACCAUGCUGUCGUCGGACAAAUUAUGCAAAUACCUCAGUUCAUAAAAGAGAAGCUCGCUGUGGAGGUUCACAUGGAGAUCCAGUUACUGUUUUUGUGUCACAUGGUGGGACCCUUCCUGCAGAGAUUUAAUUCGGAUUUGUCUCGGGCCGUCAUGGACAUCACAAUCACUUUAUACGAGCUGCUGGCCCACAUAGACAAAAAUCAGCCACAUCUGCAGUUUAUCGACCCCAUCUGCGACUUACUCUAUCACAUAAAAUACAUGUUCGUCGGGGAUACAAUGAAGAAUGAAGUUGAGAAUGUAAUUCGCAAACUUCGUCCGGCGUUGCAGAUGCGGCUGCGCUUCAUAACCCAUUUGAACGUGGAGCAAAUAAACACCGCCUAGCAGAACGAUUACUACAGCUACACGCCGUCCAGUUCGAGCUCCAGCUCCGAGUGAUGGCUACGCUGUAGUAAGUGUUUGGAUCUGUCGUUGUAGAUAUAAAUGGUUGUUAAGCUAAGUUUCGGCUAGCAAGUUCUCGCAGCAAUAUUUUGCGCAUGAACUUCUAUAUGCGUUUACACUAGCUACUAAUUAAUUAUAUACGUACGAUUCGCGGCUCGCCGCAAGUUACAAACGUAAUUUGCAGAAGUUUUUACCGUUUUUGUUAACACUGUACAAAUCUCUCUUGCAAUUAAACUUCUGCAAAUUUUGUUAAUAAUCCUCGAUUUAAAUAUACGACGUUCACACUUGUACGUGUCACUGAUUAAGCUGUUUAACAUAGAUACGUACCAUUCGUAAAGUUAGUGAGCGAGACUAGGGGUCGUAUUAAUAGAUGCAAUUUAUUUGCACUCUAAAGUCCAAUAUUAGCUGAGACUCUGCCAAAUGAAGGUCAGCCUCUCAAGAUAGCCGCUAUAUAAUAAACUCAUCUCAUAACAGCUCAAAUUAUAUUUUAUAUCACAAUAUGUGACAGCUGACGUGCUCUUAAAUUAUAGCUUAGGCUCUGUUUACUAAAUAGUUCAAUACAUUAAACGUCUACACGAGAUCCUACUCAAAGCUGUAAUUGAUUUAUUAAUACGGCCCUAUAAAUUAGUCUUACAAAAGUUGCCUUUGUAUAAAACUGAAUGCACAAAUUUCGCAGUAAAUAUAUUACAAUUCAAUAUUUACUGUCGCAUGUCAAUUCAUUAGGCGUAACAAAUAUUGUCAGUAAUAGGAUUGUAUGCGCAUGCAUGUAAUUUCGUUAUCGCACAUAAUUAAAAUGCAACAUGAUUUAGGUCUUCGAGCACAUAUCUAAAGAUUUAUAUCUAUGUUUGUAACGAUUUACAUAAGUAUACUGACAAUUUCAGUUUACUAUACGCUUUUGUAGUAAAAAUAUGUGCGAUACUAGAGAUAGGGAGAACCAUUAUAUUUGCAGCAAUAGUUCUGGAGCAUCGAAAUAAAUGCAAUAAAAAUAGCAUAAAUCUAAGUUAUUUUAGACAUCUUUUGUAACUUAAACCCGUCGACUGAAUAGUAAGAUAUGAUGCUGACGAUGCACUAUAAUGAUAAAGUUUAUUCAGCUAGAUCAGCUAGUUCACGCCACGAACACGAUCAGACGCAUCACUGUACUCUGUGACUACUGAAUUAAUUAGAACAAACGUUAAAGCCUCAUUAUCAUAAGGGACAUAAACUGACUUCUAUUUGUAAAUGUUAUAUAAUUAUAUUAUUACUAUUUACGGACAAAUCAAGUGUUUAUGUUUUAUAGUUGUUUGUCACACAUUAUAUUUACCAUUUUGCUUACGUCGUGUUAUUUGCCGCGAAGCUUUGGUACACUGGGACAUAUAGACAAUGCAAUCGAAUAAUACAAAAAACGCAAGUUAUGAGUAUGAUCAAAUAAUCCAAUGUAAGAAACAAUUACAGAACAUGUUUUGUGGCUUUUGUAGACUAAGUAGAAAUAGUUUGUAAAGAGUUACUAUUAACUAGUAUAAGAUAAAAUAAUGGGCAAUAUCACACUUUAUUUACAAUUGGUGUUAAUAGGUCUAAUAUUUUUUAGCCUUUUUACAUUAUAGUUAUAAAAAUGAAUAUUUCAUUUGCUAGCAUACUUUUACGUUUUUAUACAACGUAAAUUUUACAUUUUUACAAUCGUCUCAAUAAAUGUAUUUACAACCGAAAGCAAUAGUUAAAGAGUACAAGAGUUAAAUACUAAGGCAAGAGUGACUGGAUUUGUUUCGAGAUCAUUUCAAUACUUCAUCCCAACGCUGCGAGUAAUUGUGACAUAAUAUAUUUUUGAUACUGGGUAGAAUAGAAAAUAUUUUAGUCAUAACUCUAAUCAUACAAUUGAAAUUAUUGAAUAAACUAAGGAAGUAUGACUUUAUCCAAUUCAGAAUACAAUUUUACGCAGAUAAGUUAGUUAGCGUCAUUUUUUUAUAACUAUGACCUUACUAAAAAUCUUAAAUAAGAUUGAAGUUAGAUAUCAACUUAAAACAUAUUACCAAA